CACAAGCCGGGCUUCAUGCAGCAACAGGAGCCGCUGCGGCCGCCCAAGACGGCGCCGCCGGGCACCGGCCUCGCAGGUACCGCGGCGCCCCGGAGCCCCAGGCCGCAGGGACCGCCGGCAGAACCUGGGACGCUUGUCUGUUGCACAUCUGGAUCACAGGAUAAAAUUUCCAUUUCUGAUUCAGGACCAGCAGUAGCUAAACCUCAGGUGGCUGUGGCUCCAGUGAUAAUGUCAAAGUUGUCAGUUAAUGCACCUGAGUUUUAUCCACCGGGAUACAAUCCUAAUUUUACAGAUUCCUCUUUUGAAGAUGGAUGUGAUGCCUAUCCAACCCUGACAGAAUAUGUACAGGACUUCCUAAAUCACCUCACGGAACAACCAGGCUGUUUUGAAACUGAAAUAGAGCAAUUUGCAGACACGCUGAAUAGCUGGGUUACUACAGAUGAAGCAUUGCAAGAACUUGUUGAACUCAUUUAUCAACAGGCAACAUCUGUCCCCAAUUUUUCCUACAUGGGAGCAAGGUUGUGCAACUAUCUGUCUCAUCAUUUAACCAUAAAUCCACAAAGUGGAAACUUUCGGCAGUUAUUGCUUCAAAGAUGUCAAACGGAAUAUGAAAACAGAGAUCAAGCAGCAAAAGGAGAUGAGGUUACUCGAAAACAAUUUCAUGCAUUUGUGCUGUUCUUAGCUGAACUGUAUCUUAACCUAGAGAUUAAGGGAACAAAAGGACAGGUAACACGAGCUGAGAUUCUUCAGGUUGGCCUGCGGGAAUUACUAAAUGCACUUUUUUCUAAUCCUGUGGACAAUAAUUUGAUCUGUGCAGUAAAGUUACUAAAGUUGACAGGGUCAGUUUUAGAAGAUGCAUGGAAAGAAAAAGGAAAGACUGAUAUGGAUGAAAUGAUCCAAAGGAUUGAAAAUGUUGUCUUGGAUGCACAUUGCAGCAGAGAUGUAAAGCAGAUGCUUCUGAAACUUGUAGAACUGCGGUCAAGUAACUGGGGUAGAGUUCAUGUAACCUCGACAUAUAGGGAAGCAACGCCGGAAAAUGACCCCAACUAUUUCAUGAAUGAGCCAACAUUUUAUACCUCUGAGGGUGUUCCUUUCACUGCUGCAGACCCAGACUAUCAAGAGAAAUAUCAAGAGUUGCUUGAAAGAGAGGAUUUGUUUCCAGAUUAUGAAGAAAAUGGAACAGACUUAUCAGGAGCUGGAGAUCCGUAUUUUGAUGACAUGGAUGAUGAGAUGGAUCCAGAAAUAGAAGAAGCAUAUGAAAAAUUUUGCCUAGAAUCGGAACGUAAGAGAAAGCAGUGAGAUGUUAGAGAUUUAAAUAUUAGCUUAAUUAAGGCAGUUUAGAGAUGAGUAGCAAGCAGGGACACCACAAAUCUUGUAAUAUUUGUAUCAAACUGAAGUUGAGGGGGGGUUGAGUACUAAAGUUAUGCAAUUUCCAUUUUGUUAAACUGAAUCUGCCAAAAACUGUAAACUUACGCCCUGUAACUUAAUAUGUUGUGUAUAUAUCAUAGUUUAUUUUAUGUACAGUUAAAUGAACAGUGUUCUGGCUGCAAUAAAAUUGAUUUGAGAAAUGUCACACUGAAAUAAAACUUUACUAACUGGGAACUGUUCCAUUAAAUAAUGAUACUUUUCUCAUGGAAAAAUAAAUUGUUAAAUGAAUUGCUUACUUAUUUUAGCAUACAGUAAGACUGGCUUCACCCUUUUUAACCAUAUGGGAGUUAUCUGGAAUUUCACAUUUUUAGGUUAAUUUUAUGUGAUGGUAGAUAGAUUUUUUUUUUUUAAUCCUCUUCCCCCCCCCCCCACAGUUUUGCAAGAUCUAGAAUUUUCUUCCAUGAUGCACAGAGUAUUUUUUUUCUUCCUUCAUGGAAUAAAUAUUUUUAAUAUAUGAUAUUGUUAAUAUAUAAGCACUGAUUUGGAAGCCAGGUGCUUUAAGGCCAUUUGGUUCAGAGAAGCUAUUUCCCAAUUUUCUAAGAGAAAGCUACCACUACAUGUUUUCCAAUGUUCUUCUACACAAAUACAGUAAUGUAACUAGAUUUUUAGCUUAUUCUACACCGUAGUGUAUGCAGCUUUGAAUCAACAUAUUCUUGAAUGUAUUUAACAUAACUAACAUGUUGACACUGCUGACAGAACCCUAGAACUUUUAUUUUUUUCAUAUGACAGGUAAUUUAUAUAAGUUAUUUUCUUGAUUCUGUAGUUUGGGCUGUAUCAAUUUUUACAUUUCAGAAAUAGUAACAAAAUCUUACCUCCUUUGUUUCCAAUGUAAUUGUGUAUUUUAUGGCUUUUCCAGGAGAACUCUACAACAGUCCAUGUUGUCUAUAUUUCAGUAGUACUGGUUCUUGACAUUUGGUGUAGGAUAAUUUGGGUAGAACCAUAAUUGUCAAAAUCAAAAUGCUUAUGCUUCAACUUCCCAAAAAGUACAUAAAAUGGCUUAUGUAAAGAGAACAUAUAUAUUGUAAAUAUGCAUGUAAAUAAUUCUAUUAAUAUUGCACUGUAACACAUUUGGUAUGGUACCUUGUGUGUUGCUAAUGCAGUUAUCAUUGACUACAUUUUCUGGAUGUUUGUUCAGCAUAUUCAUUUAAAUUAAGUUUCAAAAAAUAAAAUCUAACUUGCUUUCUUUC
This is a messenger RNA of Gavialis gangeticus (Gharial), 2615 nucleotides long. It is a transcript of the gene PAIP1, whose product is annotated as poly(A) binding protein interacting protein 1. The coding region runs from base 16 to 1299 and encodes 427 amino acids. The transcript has 11 exons. Gene Ontology annotation, molecular function: translation activator activity; protein binding; RNA binding. Gene Ontology annotation, biological process: regulation of translational initiation. Lineage: Eukaryota; Metazoa; Chordata; Crocodylia; Gavialidae. The record is from RefSeq and is a predicted model, not a curated record.